AUCCAUUACAACAUUUCAACAACGAAGAGGAGUUCAUACGUAUUCCUCUUCCUAUCUAGAUUCUUACUUUCUACUGAAUUUAUCUUUGUCGGAUCCAAAACACCAAAAGUGAUAGCAAGUCAUUGUUCUACUGGAUUAACAGAUGCCGACGUCUUCGUCCGCCAAGAUAUUGAUUCACGGUUUCAUUAAGGGGGUUCGUGCAUGGCCUUGAGCGAAGGUGUUUUGUUUCGUCUCUGCUUUUUCUGGAUACCUACAAUCCACUACCUACGAAAUACCUAAAGGCUAAGGUCACCUAACAACUUCACUUUCGUAUCUCUUUAUCCUCGUCACAAACUCAUUGUAUCGAUAAACACCAACUCCUUCCCGUUCCCGUUCCGAGGUUUGCGGGGCGUUUUGAAUAACCCUCACUCAAUCUCACAAUGAAGCUCACCCCUCUAGUCGGCCUCGUUGUCGGUGGCCUUGCUGGGCUAGGCACUGCAUCUGUACAACGUCGGAAUUUCGACUCCAACGAUUACUACGUUCUCCAUCUCGAACGCGAUGCGCAACCCGAUCUAAUCGCAUCCCGCCUAGGCUUGAGGCACGAGGGCCAGUUGGGCCAACUUCCUGGUCACCAUAUCUUUUCCACCUCCAAAGCCGAGGUUGAUAUUGUACGGCGCGCAGUUCAAGAUCGUCGACGGAAGCGCUCGCUAGGCGGCGUGGACAUUAUCGACGGUGUAAAAGCCUCGCAUAAGCAAAAAUUGCGGGCUCCUAUGCAAAAGCGAAUUAUCCCGCCUCCUCCAGCCGGCUAUACCCCCCCGAAGCGAGCAGACCAGCCCGAUGCGGCCACGGUGGAGAAGCAGAAGUCAGUGAUGCAGACACUCAGCAUUUCCGAUCCGAUUUUCAACGAGCAAUGGCAUCUCUUAAAUACAGUUCAACUAGGUCAUGACGUAAAUGUGACAGGUGUUUGGCUUGCGGGAGUCACGGGCAAGAAUGCGACAGUAGCUAUUGUGGAUGAUGGGUUAGAUAUGUACAGCAACGACUUGAAGCCGAACUACUACGCUGAGGGCAGUUACGAUUUCAACGAUCAGAGACCCGAGCCUCGCCCGACUCUAUCCGACGAUAGGCAUGGUACCCGAUGUGCCGGUGAAGUCAGCGCUGCGAGGAAUGAUGUGUGUGGUGUCGGUGUCGCUUACGACUCUAAGAUUGCCGGUAUUCGAAUUCUUAGCAAGCUCAUCAGUGACGCGGACGAGGCUGAAGCCAUGAACUACGAUUUCCAACACAAUGACAUAUACUCUUGCUCCUGGGGUCCGCCAGAUGAUGGAAAAUCAAUGGACGCCCCCGGUCUCCUAAUCAAGAAAGCUAUGUUGAACGGAGUGCAGAAUGGGCGCGGCAAGAAAGGAUCUAUCUACGUUUUUGCUAGUGGCAAUGGCGCUGCAAGUGAGGAUAACUGCAAUUUCGAUGGUUACACGAAUAGUAUAUACAGUAUCACUGUUGGCGCGAUUGAUAGACAGGGGGCACAUCCUUACUACUCGGAGAAGUGCUCGGCCCAGCUUGUUGUUACCUACAGCAGUGGCAGCGGAGACGCAAUUCACACGACUGAUGUCGGCGAAAACCAAUGUUAUAAUGGACAUGGCGGUACCUCUGCUGCCGCGCCUCUAGCUGCUGGUAUCUUCGCCUUAGCCCUCGAAGUUCGACCCGAUUUGUCCUGGAGAGAUAUGCAGUAUAUCGCCUUGGAGAGUGCGGUACCCGUUGACCUAGAUACUGGCGAAUGGCAACCUACUACUAUCGGCAAAAAGUACAGCCACACAUUUGGCUACGGCAAGGUCGACAGUUGGGCUCUUGUGGAGAUAGCAAAGACUUGGAAGAAUGUUAAGCCUCAAGCAUGGUAUUACUCUCCAUGGCUGCACGUUCGCAAGGAGAUUCCUCAAGGUGACCAGGGUUUGUCGGUUAGCUUCGAAGUCACGCAAGACAUGCUCAAGGAGGCCAAUUUCGAGCGUCUGGAGCACGUUACUGUCACAAUGAACGUGGAGCACACCCGUCGCGGAGAUCUGAGCGUUGAUCUUAUUAGUCCUAACAACGUGAUCAGUCACUUGUCAGCUACGCGUAAACUGGAUACUAGCACUGAGGGUUAUGACGACUGGACUUUUAUGAGUGUCGUUCAUUGGGGUGAAUCUGGAGUUGGUAAAUGGACGCUUAUUGUACGCGAUACCAAGGUCAACGACAACACUGGCAACUUCACCGAUUGGCAUCUGAAGUUGUGGGGCGAAAGUAUUGAUGCCUCCAAAGCUACGUUGUUGCCUAUGCCUAGUGAGGAUGACGACGCAGACCACGACGUGACUAGCACCACCACCGUACCUGCUGCCACAACCAGCUUGCCUCCUAACCCGGAAACCACCAACACCGUCUUACCCACUUCUCUUCCGUCUGAUCAUCCCGAGCGACCUACAAAGCCUACUCAGACCACUAGCGGAAGUGUCGCCACCCCGACAAGCACUGAAACAGCGGCGGAGACCACUGCCCCGAGUUCUUGGCUACCAUCAUUCCUUCCCACCUUCGGCGUCUCUUCUAGCACUCAAGCUUGGAUCUAUGGUGCCCUCGGCUUGAUUGUAGCCUUCUGCGCCGGUCUAGGCGCAUGGUUCUGGUUCGUGCGCCGCAAGCAACGCCUCAACAACCCCCGUGACGACUACGAAUUCGAGCCUCUCAACGCCGACGAUGGUGGCGAGGGUCUCGGUGCGACUGGUGAGAAGGGCCAGAAACGACGUGCCGGUGAGCUGUACGAUGCCUUUGCGGGCGGCAGCGAAGACGAAGCAGAAUCGUCAGAGACCGAUCACUUCAGCAUAGCCAGCCACGAUGAGGACGAUGAUGACGAUGACCACGAGCGAAGGCCGGGUCAUGUCGAGAAGCAGAGCUCUAGACUGCUAGGCGACAGCAGAUAGGGUCUCAGGUGGGAUAGAGAAUUCUGGUAAAGAAAGAAAAAUAGCAUCGCUCGUCUCGGAAAUUCAAUCAUGGCAUCGGUUGGGAUGUGGAUACAUCGACCCUUCCCCCCCCUAGAGAUUCAUCACCAUAAGCAUACCACUGUUUGCCUUUACUGCUGCUCUUGUCGUUUCUGUAUAUAUAGGCAUACUUUUCGUAGUAUCGACAUAUGGCAUGGUCCGUACGGCGUUCGGGAGUAUUAAAUAGAUGUAGGCUUUUAAAUAGCUAUUUUUGCUAGGUAUUGAUUGAUUGGUUGAUUUCGUCA
This is a messenger RNA of Annulohypoxylon maeteangense, 3217 nucleotides long. Its product is annotated as peptidase S8/S53 domain-containing protein. Gene Ontology annotation, molecular function: serine-type endopeptidase activity. Bases 420 to 2915 code for a protein of 831 amino acids. The transcript has 2 exons. Gene Ontology annotation, biological process: protein processing. The record is from RefSeq and is a predicted model, not a curated record. Lineage: Eukaryota; Fungi; Ascomycota; Sordariomycetes; Xylariales; Hypoxylaceae. Gene Ontology annotation, cellular component: Golgi membrane; trans-Golgi network.